Molecule: messenger RNA, 3014 nt
Organism: Scatophagus argus
Lineage: Eukaryota; Metazoa; Chordata; Actinopteri; Scatophagidae
Gene: ist1
Product: IST1 factor associated with ESCRT-III
Exons: 10
Coding region: 147-1190 (347 amino acids)
Biological process (GO): protein transport
Source: RefSeq, a predicted model, not a curated record
CACUUGAAGUUUGAAGGCCCCGCCCCCUGAGGUAAAAUUCCCACGACGUCACCAGAGAUAAUCACGGAAGUGAACCAGGCGACGAAACACAGACAGAAACCCAAAUAAGUUGGUGUGUACGCUUGACUAAUACUAGCAGUCUCAUCAUGCUGGGAGGAGGAUUCAAAGCAGAGAGGUUAAGAGUCAACCUCCGGCUGGUCAUCAACCGACUCAAACUCCUUGAGAAAAAGAAAACUGAGCUUGCUCAAAAGGCAAGAAAGGAGAUUGCAGAUUACCUGUCAUCAGGAAAGGAUGAGCGGGCACGGAUCCGCGUGGAGCACAUUAUCAGAGAAGACUAUCUAGUGGAAGCCAUGGAGAUCCUGGAGCUUUACUGUGACCUGCUGCUGACUCGCUUUGGCCUCAUUCAGUCCAUGAAGGAACUUGAUCCAGGAUUACAGGAGGCAGUGUCCACCCUCAUCUGGGCAGCCCCUCGUCUCCAGUCAGAGGUGUCUGAACUAAAAAUUGUAUCAGACCAGCUAUGUGCAAAAUAUAGCAAGGAGUAUGGCAAGCUGUGCAGGACAAACCAGAUUGGCACAGUCAAUGAUAGGCUGAUGCACAAACUCAGCGUGGAGGCCCCUCCCAAGAUCUUGGUAGAACGCUACCUGAUAGAGAUCGCCAAGAACUAUAAUGUGCCAUAUGAACCUGACGCCAUGGUCCGGCCUGAGGUGUGCUCUGGAGAGGAGGCAGACCUGAUUGACGUGGACACUGACAAGAAGUCUGGCGGAGGAGGAGGAGGUGGUGGAGGUUUCAGUGCUCCUCCUAUGCAUAUGCAUAUGCCCAUGCCCAUGCCCAUGCCUAUGCCACCAGCCUUCAACUAUCCACCUCCAAACGGAGCUGACCAAUUUAAUGCUCCAGUUGGAACCUACAGCAACUUUGCGCACUCCAUGGGAGGAGGGCAGCCCCCUCAGCUGCCCACUUCUCCCCCCACAUAUGAGUCUAUUGAUGACAUAACUGCCAAACCCUCUGUUCCUUCGCAGGCUGUAGGUCCCAGCCCAAACACAAAGUUGUUUGACAACAGCGCUCUCCCAGAACUGCCCUCUGUUCCGGACACACUCCCCACAUCCUCCAUUGGUGGAAACGCCACCACCUCGGAUGACAUCGACUUCGAUGAUUUGACGCGGAGGUUUGAGGAGCUGAAGAAAAAGACCUAACUGCUAUAUCCACAGUCUAUACACAAACAGGCCCGUGUCGUCACCAAUACAGCUCAAAACAGGAAAUGGAAAUUGUUCAAGGCUCCUCUGUCAGAUUUGGAUCGUUCUCCUCCUUCAGCAGUGAAUUAAUCUCACAUAGAUAUCAAACAUAAAUGUAUUCUUACCUCAUUUAUAUAAAUAUGACCAUCUUACUGAGGGUGUGGUUGCUCGCUCAACCUUAACGGUUAGCAGAAAUCUGAUUUCUGUUUGCAGUACGAGUGAGUUCAACAUGUUUUAACUUCUUUCUAUUUAUAUAUGAGCUAUACGGGCUAAAUAUAUAUGUAUAGUUUCAUACCUAAAAUCAUAUGUGUUCGGUCUUUCUCAUUUAAGGUCACUCCACAAGAUUUUUUUUUUCUUUCCCCCAUUUGUCAGAGUGACAUAAUGUAUAAUCACACUUAGAUUUUAAUUGUUGCUUUUCCUGGGGUUUUCGUCCACUACUUAUUUACAUGCAAUACAUGCCUUGAUUCCGCUUUGUACUUGACGUGUUGCUGUAAUCUUUGCCACCGUCUCAAACCAGUCAGACACGUCAAACUGGCUGCUCUGCUUUGAUGAGGAGCUGGAAAUCACACUAACAAAUGCUCCAGAUUGUUUCCACGGCGAGGCUCCAGUACUCAGUCAUUUUCCGGACAGAUAGAAGGCAUGUUUUCAGUGUCUUGCACAGUCAUGCUGAUAUGUCCCUUUUCUGUGUCAAUUUUUAAUUAUAUAACUGGAAAAGGGUGUAUGAGCCCCCCUGGAAAAACCUCAUGGCGACACAUCUUAAAAGGGUGGUGGGUCACAAAUGCUAUAAAAGCUAUAAAACAAUGUAUGGAAAUCUGUAAUAUAACACACAAUGAUAUAGUUAGACCCAUUUAUACACUUCAAGUGAUUGAAGUGUACAGCAGUUUGGUAGGUGAGAGUUGUCCAAUAUUUGACAAAUCUGUUUUUAUAUAUCCCUAUAUCUUCAAAUAAAUGUUUUUCUUUUGCUCUUUUGAAUGUCAAAUUUAGCAAAUACCUGCACUUUCUUAUCAUUGAAGUACUUAAUUUACAAGCAGAGUGUGUGCAGGCAAAAGCAAUCACACAACAAGCUAAUUGGAUUGAAUAGAUGUAAAUAGUGACCCCAGAGCUAAUAGCUUUGUGUUGUCCUUUGUGCAUGUCUCUACUUUAUGUGCACCACUGCAUUUGCCUUAGUUACAUCUCUCAUCAGAGGCCUUGCCAGUCUGUACUAGGAUUAUGCUUUUGUUAUCCAUCGAGACUGGGUACACGCUACCUGCAUUGAGUCACAAUUCAUUAUACUUUGUUUAGCCCAUAAACGAUUCUGUGAAAACCUGUCAAGUUGAAAUUUGCUGUUUGGAUGAAAAAAAAAAAAAAAACAACCUUUGUUUUCGUAAUAGAAGUAGAUGUUUCUGUUUCCUUUGGCGAAAUCAGAGUGGGAGGGUUUCAUUGUCGUACAGACCUGACCUGUUGCUGCAACCUAACCACACCCAGCUCUAAGGGUGUCUGCUCUACACCCAGCUCUGCUUGCAAGGCAAAUGGACGGUGGCCUUGAUUGAAAUGAUUCAGCAGUCUCUGGAGAGCUGCCUGUGAAGCUUUCCAGCUGGAUAAUAGACACAGUUUAUUAAUAGGAUUUACAUGUUUAGAGAGUGAUAAUUAACACUACGGAGCUGUGAUCUGCUCACUUUCUUUCUAUGUUGGACUGUUCUUUCAUGCUAAACUUUGGAGACACAAAAUUGUGUCUUGUUGAAAAAUAAAUAGUUUUUUCCACUGUAUACUUAAACAUUUUAAUAAAAGAUUAUUUGGCACUGCAAA